AUGAGUGCUAUUAUUGUUGGUGCUGGAAUAGCUGGAUUGAAAGCAGCUUCAUUUUUACAUGAAAAUGGGAUUAAUGAUUGUAAAAUUUUCGAAGCAAGAGACAGAAUAGGUGGCAGAUUAUAUACGGUGACAGGCUUUGAUGGGAAAAGAAAAUAUGAUCUUGGUGCUAGCUGGCAUCACGACACUUUAAUAAAUGAAAUGUUCAAUGAAGAAUGCAUUGCUGAAAAAGAUAAAAGACCAUUUGUCUUUGAUGAUGAUUUUUGGAUUUUUGUUGAUGGGAAAAAGGGAAGAGUUGACAGAGAUCCUCAAAUGCGGUUGGAAAUUAUUGAUAAUGAAAUAAGUAAAUUUGCUGAUCUUAUAUUCCAUCAGACACUAAAUUCUUUAGAUUGCUCUUUUCAUGAGUUAAUAAUGAAGUAUCUCUUUUUGAAAAGGGAUUUUUUAAGUGACGACCAAAUUCGAUAUGGUAGCCAAAUUCCUAGGUAUUUAGAAUUAUGGCAUGGUUUAGACUGGAAGGAGUUAAGUGCGAAAGACACCUAUUUUGGUCACCAAGGGAGAAAUGCUAUGGCUUUAUAUUUUGACACAAUUGUUAAUAAACUUGCCACUACAUUUCCGGAGGAGUGGUUACAUUUGAAUACUGAAAUCAAAUCCAUCACUAGGGCAAGAGACAAAGUCGUUGUCAAGACAGCUGAAAAUGAACAAUUUUCUGCAGAUUAUUGUGUAGUUACGAUCCCUCAGAGUGUAUUGGAAUUGUCCAUUAAGGGCGAUGUUGAGGAUACAAAAGGUAGAAUCGACUUUGACCCCCCAUUGAACAAAAAAAUUCAAAGUGGGUUCGAGACUGUUCAUUUUGGUUCAUUAGGGAAGGUUAUAUUUGAGUUCCAGGAGGUAUGUUGGUCUAACGAAUCUUCUAAAAUAAUGACAUUGGCCGAAACUGACGAACUCUUUGUCCAAAAAGUUCGUAAUGCCAAAACACUUCCUGAUUUAUUGGAACAACUGAAAGAUGCAAAAAGUGAUUCAUUUGGAAGCUGCUGGUCACAUCCAUUGUAUUUUGUCAAUAUGGCAAAAGUUAACGGUAUUGCCAGUCUAAUGAUGUUGAUGCAAGCCCCUCUAACAAACUAUAUCGAGUCAAUACAAGAUAACAAAAAAAAGGUUUAUGAUUUUUUUGAACCAGUCCUAAGAACUAUUAUGAAAACUUUGAAUGCUAAACCUGUAGUCGAGAAGCUUAAUUGCAACGAUUCUGAGAUACCUGUCACUGAUGCGCCAGUGUUAAGAAACAUAAUCACGUCUAACUGGACGAGAGAACCAUAUUCUCGUGGUGCAUAUACCGCUUGUGAACCAGGUGAUGAUCCAAUCGCUAUGAUUUUGGCAAUGUCUGACGGACAAGAUUCAAGGAUUAGAUUUGCUGGCGAACAUACCAUUAUGGAUGGUGCUGGUUGUGCCUAUGGCGCAUGGGAAAGUGGGAAACGUGAAGCAUGUUAUAUCCUAGAAAAUUACAAAAGAAAGUAA
Molecule: messenger RNA, 1503 nt
Organism: Kazachstania africana CBS 2517
Lineage: Eukaryota; Fungi; Ascomycota; Saccharomycetes; Saccharomycetales; Saccharomycetaceae
Gene: FMS1
Product: polyamine oxidase
Exons: 1
Coding region: 1-1503 (500 amino acids)
Molecular function (GO): oxidoreductase activity
Source: RefSeq, a predicted model, not a curated record